UCCUAUCCACCCAACCCCCUCUCUCGCUGAGGAGCAAUUGACGCCCAGGUAGACAUUACUAUCACAUACACACAUAGCACUUAACCCACUCUAGUUUGCAGAGGAGGAAGCGGGGGGAAAAAGACUGUUGCUGCUGCUGGUGGUACCUUUUGUCUGGAUAUCUAACCUGAGUGACCUGGAGAGCUAACAACACCUGUGUGAGCUUCACUGGAGAAUGUAGCUGCAGAUCUCCAGCCAAGCCACAGGAAACACGCCACCAUGGGAGAAGCUCAAAAGGGCUUACUCUCUGUCAUCGAGAAACUGAAGGGAUCCACAGAGCAGGAGGUCAGGAUAGUGCUGCUGGGGUUGGACAACGCCGGCAAGACCACCCUGCUGAAGACCCUCGCCUCUGAGGAUGUGAACACCAUCACACCGACACAGGGCUUCAACAUAAAGAGUGUUGCCUCUCAUGGCAUGAAACUCAACGUUUGGGACAUUGGAGGGCAGAGGAAGAUCAGAUCCUUCUGGAAAAAGUACCUGGAAAACACAGACCUAUUGAUUUAUGUUAUUGACAGUGCAGACAAGAAGCGGUUUGAGGAGACGGGACUGGAGCUGUCCGAUCUGAUUGACGAGGAGAACCUAAAGGGCGUUCCGGUGCUCAUCUUUGCCAAUAAGCAGGAUCUGGCCACAGCAUCGCCGGCCAGUGAGAUCGCCGAGGGACUCAACCUGCACACGUACCGGGACCGGGAGUGGCAGAUCCAGGCCUGCUCAGCUGUGUCUGGGGAGGGAGUUCAGGACGGCAUGAACUGGAUUUGCAACAACAUUGUGAACAAGAAGAAGUGACAGAACCAGCAUCACAUAAGGGAUUAAGGAGUCACUUCUGUUAACAUCAACACACUUCACCUCUAUGACAGAUCCUGCUCCCGUCACAGAUUGGACUUUUGUUUUUACAAUUUGUCUAAUUUUUAUGCAAAUGUAGCUAAUUUAAAGAAAUAUUUUAGCUACAAUAAGUGAAUUAGGCACUUAUUAAUCAUUGUUCUGUCCUCAAUAAAUGUAUGUUUUUUGUCCCCGUUGUCCCGAGGAUCCUCGUCCGGUGAAUCUGUUCUCAGACACCGAGAGGCUGAGUGUGUAGCCGUGUAGGGGGUUCGUCAGUUACAUAGACACCAGUUCAGUGUGAGUGUAAAGAAUGUGUUUUGAGAUUUUUUGACAAUAAAAUAAUUAGUCAUUUC
Molecule: messenger RNA, 1208 nt
Organism: Sebastes umbrosus (honeycomb rockfish)
Lineage: Eukaryota; Metazoa; Chordata; Actinopteri; Perciformes; Sebastidae
Gene: arl3l1
Product: ADP ribosylation factor like GTPase 3, like 1
Exons: 6
Coding region: 259-822 (187 amino acids)
Biological process (GO): cilium assembly
Cellular component (GO): microtubule cytoskeleton; cytoplasm
Molecular function (GO): GTPase activity; GTP binding
Source: RefSeq, a predicted model, not a curated record